Messenger RNA from Lactuca virosa, 504 nucleotides. The record is from the annotation of a GenBank genome assembly. NCBI's taxonomy places the organism in Eukaryota, Viridiplantae, Streptophyta, Magnoliopsida, Asterales, Asteraceae.
AUGGAGGAGAAGUCGUCUGUGGCAAAAUGGGAAGGUAAGGUAUCAACAACUGUAACAAAAGCAAGUGCAGAUGAAAUAUGGCCUUUGUUCAUAGACUUCUUCAACUUCCACAACUGGUUUCCCAACAUGUCUACUUGCUACGGUGUCCAUGGCGUGAAUGGCGAGGUCGGCGGCAUACGCUACUGUGCUGGUUUCUCUCUCCCAACUGAAGAUGGCAGUGCUGAGCAAAACUGCAGUUGGUCAAAGGAGCGGUUAGUGGCCGUUGAUCGGAACAAGAUGUCAAUGAGCUACGAGAUGGUUGAUUGCAAUGUUGGAUUCAAAUCAUAUCUUUCCACUUUAAAGGUGGUUGGAGGUGGUGAUGAAGGAAGUAUCAAGAUGGACUGGAUCAAACUGCGAAGAAAAUGGAGGAUUCCUUCGUUCAGAAGAAGGCCGUUCAGUAAAAUCCAAGAAAAUGGAGGAUUCCUUGGUUUAGAAGAAGGCCGUUCAAUAAAAUCCAAAGAAUAA